This is a messenger RNA of Styela clava, 2481 nucleotides long. RefSeq names its product putative flavin-containing monoamine oxidase A. Lineage: Eukaryota; Metazoa; Chordata; Ascidiacea; Stolidobranchia; Styelidae. Gene Ontology annotation, molecular function: oxidoreductase activity. The record is from RefSeq and is a predicted model, not a curated record.
UUGUCCGCCUUACUUUGCACACGUACGGUACCGGUACCGGUAUUACCUAUUUCAAUUGUACAAUAUUUGGACGAACUCGAACACGUUCUUAUUUCUCUACAUCAUGGCAUCUGUAGAAAAGUUUGACACCGCUGUCAUUGGUGGAGGAAUUGCAGGUCUUUAUGCUGCAUAUCUACUGCAAGAAAAGAAAGAUAAAAAAGUAGUUCUGCUGGAAGCGAAAGAUCGUAUUGGAGGAAGAAUGGAUUCAGCUGUAUUGAAAUGUGCAGGUGGAACAGAUACUUGGGAUGUCGGUGGACAGUGGGUUGGAAGGACCCAGUACAAUUUGAUUGAAGUUCUUAAAGAAUUUGGUCUUGAAAUGUACGAUCAAUAUUCAAGCGGAAUCAAGAAGUUGAUGAUCCACGAUCCAACCAAUAUCAGGUCAUAUUCUGGUCUGAUACCGACACUUGGACCGCUGGAAUUAUUGGAAAUUCAUUACAUGAUGAAUAUGGUAUCAAAGAUGUGCAAAAAAAUAGAUCUGGAUAAUAUUACAACAGAUCCUAAUGCUAUGGAAUUGGACUCGAUGACUUUGCAUUCAUUUGUAACAGAGAAAUGCAGUAAUGAAGCUACAAGAGAAAUAUUUGAGGUUGCAAUUCGUAUGGUUUUUGGUGUUGACUUGAGUCAAAUAUCGAUGCUGUAUUUUCUCUACUACUGCAAACAGGGCGGAGGAUUUGAAACACUUCUUGAUAUAAAAAAUGGUGCUCAGGAAUACAGAGUCAAGGGAUCAGCAUAUCAACUUUGUGAAAAAAUCGCUGGCAGAUUGCGACAUGUUGUGCUUGGAGAUCCAGUCCAAUCUAUAAAACAGACAGAGUUAGAUGGAGUCACUGUGAUCACUAGACAAGGCAAAACAUAUCAUUGUGAUAAUGUGAUAGCAGCCAUUCCUCCACAUCUUGUGAAUCACAUUGACUUCAGUCCUCAACUUCCUUAUGAUCGGAUAAAACUAGGAGAGGAGAUGCCUGUGGGUCAUUUAAUCAAGUUUAUUGUUACCUAUAAGACUGCAUUUUGGAAGGAGAAAGGCAUGUCAGGAGAAACGACAGUCACUGGAGCCCCUGGUUCUAUCGGUCCUAUAUCCUGUACAUUUGAUGGCACAAGUUUCAAUGGAAAUCCUGCUAUUGUGGGAUUUAUCUGUGCUGAUCAUGCUAUUUACUGGACAAGAAAAACGAUGGUAGAAAGAAGGGAAGCAAUUUUACAAUCUCUGGCAACUAUGCUUGGAGAAGAAUGCCUUGAUCCAAUUGAAUACAUUGACAAAGAUUGGGCAAAGGAAUCAUACAAUGGUGGAUGCCCAGUUGGUGUAAUGAGGCCGAGGGGAUUGAUGUAUUUUCACCAUGCAUUGAGACAGCCUUUUGGAAGAGUUCAUUGGGCUGGAACAGAGACUGCCAGACUCUGGUGUGGUUAUAUCGAAGGUGGAAUCGAAUCAGCAAUUCGGGCAGUUUCUGAAAUCACAGAGCAGAAACCUUCUUCAGUUCAUGAAUGGAGAGAAUCGAGAGUAUUUUCAAACGAUUCAAAAUAUAUUUCAACUUUCCAAUCCAAGUCAAGCUAUUUGUGGAGAUUUGUCACAUUCAUGAUGCCGAUAACUGCUGUUUGCGUCUUGGGUUGGUAUGUUUACAAACAUAUGGACGAAGCUUAUUUCUGGUGAUGCAAUAACUGAUUUUAUCUGAUAUACAUGAUUUAUUGGUGCCUUCUUCAUUCUACUAAUCUUUUUUUUCUUCUCAUUUCUCACGCAAUGCAGUGCGAUAAUGUGAAUCAGUUUUAGCUAGAAUCUCAUUUAAUGUGCAAUCUUUUUUCCAAAGUUGUGCAUCAAUUAUUUUUGGUACUCUCGUAGUGUGUGUACCAGGUUAAGGUUGGGCCAUCAUUUUAUUCCGAUUUUACUAAUUUUAGUUCUAUUACGAGUUCGAGGACUGUCUGUGUUAGCCAAGUGAAUAUACCCCAUACCCCCUGCCCAUAUAUUUCAUUCCCUUUACUCACUUCUGGAGCACCAAAUAUUUUAUAUCUUUGUCUAAUGUAAUGCAGUGCGAUAAUGUGAACAUCUCCAAUAGCUUUGUUUAAUCUGUUUCAGCUAGAAUCUCUAUUAAUGUGCAAGUCUAUUUUUUGGUGCUCCCGAAGUAUUCGUACCAUGAUGGCGCACAACCUGAACAUAGUAUGUGUACCAGGUUAGGGUUGUUCAGGCUGUGCGUCAUCUUGGUACGAAUACUUCCGGAGCGCAUAUUUUUUUAUCAAAGUUAUUUAUCAAUUCUAACUGUAAUUAAUUCUUGCAAUAUUAGCACAAUAUAGUAGAAAAAAAAUUCUUGUGUUCAUAAUCUUCAACACUGUUUAUUCUAAAAAUAAUUGUUUGUCAAAUUUCAGUUUUGUAAAUUUUUUAAUUAUUAUAUUAUCCUAUGCAAAGUAUAUCUGUUUCAUAACAUGCCAAAUAAAUAUAAUUUUGUUGCAUUUAAAUUUAAGAAGAUG